Sclerotinia borealis F-4128 is the source of this 1503-nucleotide messenger RNA. The record is from the annotation of a GenBank genome assembly. NCBI's taxonomy places the organism in Eukaryota, Fungi, Ascomycota, Leotiomycetes, Helotiales, Sclerotiniaceae.
AUGUCAACACCUUAUACAUUAGAAUCUGCCAAUGAAGAAAGAAGGCGCGUCUACCACGAAGCAGAUGUAGUAGUAGUUGGAGCCGGUGUAUUUGGAUGCGCCAUAGCAUAUGCCCUCGCUCAACAAGGACGCAGUAUUCUCCUCCUCGAACGAUGGCUCAAAGAACCCGAUCGUAUAGUCGGAGAAUUACUUCAACCCGGUGGCGUAUCCGCACUUGAGAAAUUAGGACUUUCACACUGCUUAGAAGAUAUCGACUCGGUGGUUGUCAAGGGAUACGAAGUUAUAUAUCAUGGAACACCGGUUUCAAUUCCAUAUCCCAUGGAUGCGGGUGCGGCUGCAGAAGGGGGAUUCAAAGAUUCGGAUAAUGAAAAGAGUCAAAGACCAGAGGGAAGAAGUUUUCAUCAUGGGAGAUUUAUAUCACAAUUGCGCAAAGCAUGUGCCAGUCAACCCAACAUUACAAUUGUCGAAACAGAAGUCACAGAUACCAUAAGCGGCGGACGAACCGAUGCGCAAGUCCUCGGCGUGCACUCACGAACUACCAAUUCAUCAACGGGCAAAAAAGAAGCAGAUUGUUACUUUGGACAUCUCACUAUAAUAGCAGAUGGAUAUGCUUCCAAAUUCCGCAAACAAUACAGUAAUAAAGUCCCCAUAGUUAAAAGUAAAUUCUACGCCUUAGAAUUGAUCGACUGUCCCAUGCCAGCCCCCAACCACGGCAUCGUUGUCCUCUCCGACGUCUCCCCCGUUCUCCUCUACCAAAUCGGCACCCACGAAACCCGCGCUCUAAUCGACGUCCCAGACAAUAUCCCCUCCGCAUCCCCCGCUGCAGGUGGGGUGCGAAACUACAUACACAAUAUAGUGCUCCCUAUCCUACCCCCACAAGUCCGUCCCUGUUUUUUGAAAGCACUCGAAGAUGGCAAGAUUCCGCGCAGCAUGCCAAAUAGUUGGCUUCCCCCCUCAACCCAAACUCAAAAAGGUGUUCUCCUCCUCGGCGACGCAAUGAACAUGCGACAUCCACUCACCGGAGGCGGCAUGACCGUAGCAUUCAACGACGUAGUACUCCUGUCAUCCCUCCUCGCUCCUGAGAAACUCCCCAGUCUAAAUGACACAACCGCCAUAACCAAAGCCAUGAAGGAAUUCCACUGGCGUCGAAAAUCUCUCUCAUCUAUCAUAAAUAUCCUAGCUCAAGCCCUUUACGCCCUCUUCGCAGCCAAUGAUCCACAACUAAAAGCAUUACAAAAAGGCUGUUUUCACUAUUUCCGCAAAGGAGGAAAUUGUAUCGAUGGGCCCGCUGGAUUGUUAGCAGGUAUUAUUAGACAACCCCUGGUAUUGAUCUAUCACUUUUUUUCAGUAGCGGUAUUAGCAAUAUGGAUUAUGAUGGGAGAGAUUAUAGGGGGAUUGAGUGGAGUAUGGAAGGCUCCUUGGGCGGUAGAACAGAGUUUAGAGGUUUUUUGGAAGGCUUGUGUGGUGAUUUUUCCGUUUAUUUGGAGUGAGAUGAGGAGUUAG